Molecule: messenger RNA, 711 nt
Organism: Acaromyces ingoldii
Lineage: Eukaryota; Fungi; Basidiomycota; Exobasidiomycetes; Exobasidiales; Cryptobasidiaceae
Exons: 2
Coding region: 1-711 (236 amino acids)
Source: RefSeq, a predicted model, not a curated record
AUGAAGUUCCUCCGCGUUACCAUCCUGGCCGUGGUCAUUGCUGCCUUGGCCGUAGCUGCCAGCCCCGAGGAGCAGCAGCCCGAGAAGAACGAGCUCCAGGAGUUCCUCAACGAGGCCGGCGAGAAGAUCCAUUUCUUCGAGACGGGCGGCGACGAGGACGGCGAGGACGACGAUGAGGACGACGACAAGGACGAGACCAAGCGCGCGCUGGUGAACCGCCGCAGCCGCAAGCACCACCACGGCCGCAACAAGCACAGCCACAAGUCGAGGAACGGCAAGAAGAAGGUCAGCGUGCCCACUUCCAGCGGCCCCGAUAAUGGAUCGCAGCUCCUCUGCCCCAAGACUAAGGUGACGUGGUACGCCAGCCAGGACCUCAAGAACCCCCAGUGCGGCGAUGGCUCGUGGAGCCCCACCAGCAGCUCUCACAUCGGUGCCGUCAUGGCUGGCUGGGCCGGUGGACCAUCGUGCGGCGAGUUCGUGCAGCUCUGCAAUGACCAAAAGAGCGGCAACCCCUGCGUGCGCGUCCGCAUCGUCGACAAGUGCGCUGGCUGCAGCCAGGACUGGGUCGACCUUACGCAGAGUGCCUUCAAGAAGCUCGCCAAGACGGGUACUCUCGAUGAGGGUGAGGUCCACAACCUCAAGAUGUACCGAACCAACAAGCCCACGAGCUGGGACAAGGCCCUCUUCGGCCCCAUCAAGCUCAAGGCUUAA